AAACGGCCGCGGAGUCUGACCUCCCAGGCGUUGACCUGGACCCAACUGCGCACGCGCAGUCUCGUCCUGUAGCUUGCACAGCGCGGUUUUGCCUCUUGCGCUCCGAGCUUCAGCUUCGCUCGGGCGGUUCUUCGCUGUGUGGACGCUCGUGUUUCUCUCACGGCUCUCCCUGUGCCCCAGCUCCAGAUCUGCCCUUCUCCUUUUAUGCGUUUCCUCUUCUUUUGAUUUUCCCGUUUCCUUCCCUCAUCCUACCUCGGGUUGCGUCCCUUUCCAUGUCUCUCUUCCUGUCCGUUUAGGCGCUGAUUUUCCUAACUUCGGUUUUCUCGUUCUCUUGAGAGUUCCUGUCCUUCUGUCCAUCCUGCUGAUUUUCGCACCCCCUUCCUCCACGAUCCUAUUUUCCGAAUCGCCUGGCCCUGUCCACCCCCCCCCCCUCCCCCUUCCCUCUCUUUCCGAGGCUGUAGUCUGUCCCUUCGUCCCUUUCCGGUCUCGGCGUUCAUCUCCCUCCUCGGUUUCGCCUCAGUUCAUCGGUUGCAUCUGGGCUCCACUCUGUCAUCGUCACCUGCCUUCUCCGUGCGUCCCACGGUUUCCCUCCCACCCGCUCCUGUUGUCCCCUUCUCUGCGCUUCCUGCCUCGGUCUCCUUUUCCCUCUGAGUGCCACGUCUUUGUGUCCCAGGCCUCAUUUUCCUGCCUCUCCCAUUGUGCUCUGGGUGCUGGUCCUCUGACUCCCUGCAAGGUUAUAGGCCACGUUUGCUCCUCCUCCUCUGCACGGUUUCUCUCUUGCAGGCGUAGCAUCCCCUCUGACCACCUCUUCUUCGUCCUUUCCCCGUGAGAAUUUCAUUCCGCUUUUUUCUGUUUGUGUCUCCAUUUGUGCUCAGACUUCUGGAUCCUGUCGUUUUGCAUUCCAGGCCGGUGUGUGCUAUCUUCUCUGAUUGGCCCGAUCCCUUUGUGUGAUCCUUUGUCAGCCUUCAUUUCCCUGUCCUGUGUUCCAUCUUUUCUGCGGGUCUCAGCGCCUUUGUUUGCUACAGACUCCUGAAUUACAGAGCCCGUGUGCCAGGCAUUCUGGACAGAAAAGGGUGGCAGAAGUGACCUCUACCUGGACUGCUGUGCAGGCGAGCAGUACUAGACAAAGUUGGACAGAAACAGUGACCCAGAGGCGGGUGAACAGAGAAUUCAGAAACUGACGAGAACAGAGCUUGAUACCUGGAUUGAUCUUGGUUCUGGAUUGACCUCUAGCAUCCAGGACCCCAACCCAGGACCAUGGGACCCCAGCACUUCAGCCCUGUGCAUCUCUUCUGCCUCCUAGGGGCCAUCUCCACUGUGCCUCGGGCUGUGGCUCUUUUAUGCUAUGAAGCAACGUCCUCACUCUUCAGAGCUGUUUCUCUUCAUGACUGGAAGUGGCUUCUGAUGAGGAGCAUGGUGUGUAAGCUGAGUGAGGGAUGUGAGGAGACACUGGUGUUCAUCGAGACAGGGACCAGAAGGGGAGUUGUGGGUUUUAAGGGCUGCAGCCCAGCCUCAUCUUACCCCCAGCAAGUCUCCUACCUUGUUUCGCCGCCUGGAUUGUCCAUUGCCUCCUACAGCCGCGUCUGCCGGACAUAUCUCUGCAAUAACCUCACCAACUUGGAUCCUUUUGUGAAACUCAAGGCCAGAACUCCUAAGUCUACAGCAUUUUCUCCCCAUAGUUGCCCAACCUGUGUGGGCGAGCACUCCAAGGAUUGCCUCCCAAAUUUUGUCACCACUGAUUCCUGUCCCUACGACGCCUCUCAGUGUUAUAGUUCCACCUUAAAAUUUCAGGCAGGCUUACUCAAUACCACCUUCCUCCUCUUGGGCUGUGCUCGUGGACACCACAAACUUUUAGAAAAUUAUCACCAUAUUGGGAACAUCAGAGUGACCGAGGUCCUCAACAUCUUACAGAAGGCCCAGAUUGCUGGCGCAGAGCCCUCCAGUUGGAAUCCUGCUUGGAGCCUCCUUUCAGGACUUCUGCUGGCCUUCAGGGACUGACAAUCUAGCUGGACUGCACAAACCCCUUCCUGUUACCCAGUAAAGUCAUAGAGUUGCC
This is a messenger RNA of Mustela lutreola (European mink), 2056 nucleotides long. It is a transcript of the gene LYPD4, whose product is annotated as LY6/PLAUR domain containing 4. The transcript has 5 exons. Lineage: Eukaryota; Metazoa; Chordata; Mammalia; Carnivora; Mustelidae. The record is from RefSeq and is a predicted model, not a curated record. Gene Ontology annotation, cellular component: plasma membrane raft; plasma membrane. The coding region runs from base 1258 to 1998 and encodes 246 amino acids.